UCUAGGCAGAUUCGCCUUCGCUCUGUUCAGUAGCAGCUGCUCUGGUCGAGGUCUGGAUUCUGUUGUGCAAUGCACGAAGCAUCUUCUGUUUCUCGCAAGCAGGCCUCCAAGUAGUUUAAGACAUGAAAACAGCUCCUCGCUUAUGCGUUAUUCUGUUCAUCUCCCUCUCCCUCGUCUUGUCGCUACAUACGUUGGUGUCAGCCGAGGGAGCCUCGGCCAACGACUCGGAAGAAUCCGAGCCGUUAGAUGCGCCUCCGGACAUUCCGGAACUUGCGGAGAUUCCGGAGGUUCCGGAGAUUCCGGACGUUGAGCAACUCGCGGAAGGUUCCGACAACGAUUCUGGGAAUGAGGAAUCUGAGGCGGAGGCGGAGGAGGCAGCUGGAUCGCAUGUUAACGAGCUGCUGCGAAUAGGGUUACCAACUAACACGAGUGCGAAUGCGACGAAUGCAGAAACUUCAGAUGAGGCUGAAGCAGCAGCGAGUGCUAAGGACCAGGUCCCUGCGUUCCUAUUGGCUCUUGAGACUCGCAACCGCCAGCUGGCGCGUCACUGUGGCGCCACGCGUCUCUUCAGCGAGAAACGCACCACAGCAGCAGCAGCAGCAGCCGCAGCCGCAGCAGCUGCUUCUUCUGAUGGCAGCAAUGGCGGCAGCAACGGUCUGCUGCUGUGGAAGCCAGAGCCGGACCGAUACCUGCUGCUGUCCUGUCACAAGGGCAAGCUCAGCGAGCGAAUGGUGUGCCUGCAGCACCACCUGCUGCUAGCAGGGCUGCUCAACCGCACACUUAUCAUCGACCGCUUCCACGCCAAGGGCGUGAGGGGCGAGCACUCGUGGGAGCUGGCUCUCGACAUCGGGCACGUGCGCAUGUGCUACGGGGAGGACACAGUGGUGUUGGCUGGUGAAUUCAGGGAAAGGGAGAAGAGGAGGGGAGGAGGGGGCGAGGAGGGAGAAGGGGGGAGGAGGGCGUUGGUUGGUGAGCUCGGGGCGGAAGGGGGGAUGAAAGGGGAUGUGGAGGAGGUUGAGGAGGAGGAAGAUGAGGGGAAGGGGGUCGAAGGGGUAGCAGAGGACGAGGAGGAACUACAGUGGGGAGGUGUGGGAGAAAGUGGGGGAGAGAGUGACGGAGAAGUGGGAGGAGAAGAGGCAGGGACUGGCCAAUGGAGACGGCUUCUCAAGGGGAAGAAAAAGAAGAAGAAGCUGGAAAAAUCGGACGACUCAUCCGUUGAGGAAUCCGGCACAGACUCAGCUCCAGACACGAUCGACCCGGAAGCAGCAGCGCACCCCAUAGCAAUCAUCGCCCUAGUCCCCUGGUACAAGGACAAGACCGUUCUCCCUAAGAGGUUCCGCGCCCGUCCCGACCUCUCCUUCCCCCGAGCGGCCCUAUUCGCCAACCUCACCCGGCGAUCCCCCCUCCGGUCUUUCCUUUCGGUUUACACUGCUUCUGAGGUUCGCUCGGCCCGCGUACUCUUCGUAGGGGAUCUUCUUUAUGCGUUCUGGGAGGUGCCAGAUGCACCGCAUCUGGUCAACCUCCCUGGUGACGCGCCGUUUGUUCGUUCGCCGGGCUGCCCAAACCCGUACACUCUCCUGCCCAACCGGAAGGUGCUGCGGCUGGCGAAGGAGAUUCAGAAAACGUUUUUUUCGGGCAGCGACGGGGCGAAAAUUCCGUUUCUUGCUGUGAAUUAUGAGAAGAGAGCGGGGUUGGAGGGACAGUUGUGGUGCGACUUGGGGGGGGAUGCAGAGGCAGCAGCAGCAAGAGCAGCGGCAGCGGAGAAGGAAUCAAAGUCUAGUGUAGGGUUUGUGAAGAAGGGGAAGAGAAGAGGACUGAGGAGUGUUGAGGAUGAUAGGAAUGGCAACAGUAGCAGCAGCAGCAGCAGCAGCAGCAGUAGAAGUGAUAGUGCAAGUGGCGAUGGUGGUUACAUUGAAGGCGUUGGUAACCGUGCCUGCCAGCUGUCGGUUGCUGAGGUGGCAGGUUGCUUGUGGCGCAAGCUGUCGGCUUCAGGCAUCCGGCGGCUGUUUCUUGUGACUGACGCUUCUGAUCAAGAGGUGCGAGAGGCAUGGUACAAGCUGUGGGAGAUCAACGGGCAGCCUGUGCGCUUCGUGCUCCUACGCUCCUUCCACCAGCGUAUCCUCAAGCGCUUUCCCGGAACCUUCCAGCAGGUGCUGGACCUGGUAACCAUGGCAAUCAGUGCACAAGCUGACGUGUUUCAGGGUUCCUUUGGGUCCGUUUUCUCGUUGCAAACCAUGCGGUUGCGGUACGCAUUUAGCACGGCUACCUGCAAAGAUACAGCGCUCGGGGAUGAUUUUCUCAUGCCCCUUGAUGCAACUGCUGAUGCUGGGCCAGGUGUGCUACUGGACCUACAGGAUAAUGGCUUGUGAGGUGGUGGGUACAUGAGCAGUUCAGCACGGCCCACACUGCCCACACUGCCCACACUGCCCUGGGAGACACUGCAACUGGUGAUGCCCAUAGACACCACUGCGGAUGGGCCAGAGGUGUUGAUGAGCCUGCAGGGUAACAUCCUGUGGCAAUCUUAUGCCGCUUGUGGUAUCUUGAGAUGCUGUAACAGUAUUGACGCAUGCUGGGUGGGAAGGACAGUAGCAAUUCAAGAGCAGCUUCAGACAACCCUCCACCAAUUGC
Messenger RNA from Closterium sp. NIES-67, 2628 nucleotides. The record is from the annotation of a GenBank genome assembly. NCBI's taxonomy places the organism in Eukaryota, Viridiplantae, Streptophyta, Zygnematophyceae, Desmidiales, Closteriaceae.